Messenger RNA from Mesorhabditis belari, 681 nucleotides. The record is from the annotation of a GenBank genome assembly. NCBI's taxonomy places the organism in Eukaryota, Metazoa, Nematoda, Chromadorea, Rhabditida, Rhabditidae.
AUGAAGACGCUGCUCAUUGCCUCAGCUCUUUUCGCUGUUCUUGCUGCUUUCCAAUGGCCUUGGGGCAACAGCAACAACCAAGAUCAGAACCGAAACAGUGGAUUGGACGGUUUCGGAAAUGGCACUCAUCACGGCCAUCAUCACAGAAAUCACACGAGAGGGAAUGGAACUGACAGUAACAGUAGCCAAGACGAUGGAGAUGAUGGUUUCGAGGGCGGAUUCAACGGUGGAUUUGGACAGGGAAGUUUUGGUGGAAACGGAAAUGGACAAGGACAGGGUGGAUUUGGAGGACAAGGACAAGGUGGAUUCGGUGGACAGGGAGGACAACAGGGUGGAUUUGGAGGAUUCGGGGGAUUCGGGGGACAAGGACAAGGUGGAUUCGGUGGACAAGGACAAUUCGGCGGGCAAAACGGACAAAACGGUCAAAACGGACAGAAUGGCCAAAACGGACAAAAUGGCCAAAACGGAUUCGGUGGGCAAGGCCAGGGUGGAUUCGGUGGACAAGGACAAUUUGGCGGACAAAACGGUCAAAAUGGACAGAAUGGAUUCGGAGGACAAGGCGGCUUCGGUGGACAAAACGGACAAAAUGGACAAAAUGGUGGAUUCGGAGGACAAGGUGGAUUCGGUGGCCAACAAGGCGGAUCUCCCAACAACGGUCAAAACGGUGGAAUCGGAAGAAAA